CUUCACUCUCGUUCUCCCUCCCUCUCUCGUUCUCCCUCCCUCUCUCGUUCUUUCUCUUUUAUACGCCAUACACAUUCAUUCAUAUUCUCUAUUACCUCCAUCUCAUCUCAUUAUUUCACCCCUUCCAUUCCAUCUUUUAAUUCUUUUAUUUUUCUCAUCUUGAAAUAUCCUCACAUCACACUCCUUUUGUUUUUAUAGCACCCUCAUAACAUGUCGUCUUUCGGAAGCCCUAUUACUCGAGACGGCACAGGCACUAUCCGCCGUCGAGAAAUCACACUCUCGCCGCGGGAAAAGCAAUUGUAUGGGCAACUUUGGAUAGCAGCUGAUAAAGACCAAAGUGGUUUUAUUACAGGCGCUGAUGCAGUUCCUUUUUUUGCCAAGAGCGGUUUACCACCUCAGGUUCUUGGACAGAUUUGGGUGAUAGCUGAUGCAGACAACAAGGGUGUUCUUGGACAACAAGGAUUCAGCAUUGCUGUGAAGCUGAUAGCACACGCUCAGAAUGGAAAAACACCCUCGGCCGCCCUCAUUAAUAUUGAUGCCCCGCUUCCCCAUUUCGAGGGUCUUACUCCAGCCAAGACAGGCGAUUCGUCCUCCGCCGCAGCGCCUAUUGCAACCCAAACGACUGGAUCUGAACCUUCGCUUACAAACGAAGACAGAAUGAAGUAUGGAGGCAUGUUUGUUGCGUGUGGACCUGUCAAUGGGCUUUUGGAUGGCGAAAAGGCCCGUGAGGUGUUCUUAAAGUCCAAACUGCCUGUGGAGAAGCUUAGUCAGAUCUGGGCUCUUGCGGAUACAAAGCAGCGUGGAUCUCUAGAUAUCACUGAUUUCACUAUUGCCAUGUAUUAUAUCCAGCAUACCAUGGAUGGCUCAAUUAAGAACUUGCCUUCAACCCUACCAGCAUCCAUUCUCAGAGUGUGCACAAGUACUCCACCGGGGACGGGCGCUGGAGUAUUGUCAUCACCCGUCAUGAGCGCGCAAACCCUCACGCGCCAAUCCACAGGGAACAAUAUGAAUAUCCAUAACCCAACAAUUACUAGGCAGUUGACAGGCUCGGUCGGAAUGACAUCCAGUCCCCUUUCAAAGCAAAACACUGGAGGCAAUAGCGCCUUGUUUGGAGGUUCUUCAUCAAGCGCGGUAGACAUUCCUUGGGAAGUUACGCCAGAGGAGAAGGCUAAGUUUGACGGAUUCUUUGAUCGACUUGAUCCCAAUGGCACUGGCUUCGUCGGAGGUGAAGAGGCUAGCAAGUUCUUUUUGAACUCUCGGUUACCCGAGUCCGUGCUGGCACAGAUUUGGGAUCUUUCUGAUAUCACAGGAUCAGGAAGGCUUUCCAAGGAUGAAUUCGCGGUUGCUAUGCUCCUUAUCAAUAGAAAAAAUACUACAGGCGCACCUAUUCCUAAGACGCUCCCACUUUCACUUGUCCCACCUUCACUCCGUCACAGAGUUGCCCCCUCUUUGCCGUUUGCUUCGCAAGACCCGCUUAGAAACAUGACCCUUCCAGUUGGACAGUCAUCGCAGCAUUUCCGGCGCCAGUCGUUUGAUCUUUUAGGAGAUGGUCCUGCUCUAGGCACGUCUAUCAGCCAUACAGGAGUGUCACAGCCAGAUAAGGACCUCAUUGGUGCAGAAGACUUGACUAGCAAAAUUACUUCUGAGACAGGAGAGCUUGCAUCAAUGCAGAAUCAAAUUAACAGCCUUAGCAAGGUCACUGGUGACCUACAAGCGAAGCGUUCUGCUCUUGAAAAAAACCUUUCGGCUCUAUCUGCACAGAAGCAAGACAUUAGCAUUCGACUAAACCAGAUCAAGACACUCCACGAAAGUGAGACAAAAUCAAUUAAGGAGAUUGAGAGUGCAUUGGCGACAAUCCAGCCUCAAUUGAAAAAGCUACGUGAAGAACUUUCAGUCUCAGAGCGCGAGCUGGCCGUUGCUCGUUCUAAUAAAGAUGAAUACUUCUUAUCGUUGGCGAAGGACCAGGAAGAGAGCAAUCAAAUUAGGGCGCGAUUGCGCCAAAACAAUGAAGAGACAAUCAAACUACGUGAAGAACUGGAGGCUAAGAGGAAGGAUACUGGCCGUCAAAAAGGGUUGCUCGAGAUUGCACGCCGACAACUUGCUACGAGUGAUGCAGACAAACAAAAACUGAUCAAUGAGAUUGCUGAGGAGUCUGAAAAAGCAGCCCAGGCCGCAAAACAGAUUCAUGCUCUGUCGACUACUUCGUUUAUGCCUUCUUCAUCGCCUACUCCUUCCUCGUCUCCAGUUCCGCCCCCACCACCCGCUCCCCGUGGUUCUCGCAAGGAACCUCCACCACCACCAGCCAGUCGUGGCAGUGCUUUUGCAUCGCGAGCUUCACCAGAGGAGGAAGAGGCAUUUGGUAUCCCCGAGGCUCUUCGUAGCCCCACUGGUAGUUUCCACAGUGUGCACUCGCCUAGGACAGGUACCAAUGCACCUCUUCCACCUGCCAGCGUUAGUCGUCAAUCUACAGGCACUUCUCCAUUUGAAGCAAUCCCUAGGCAGAGCAGUGGUACCUCACCUUUUGAGAGUAUUUCAAAACAAGGGACUGGGACAUCGCCAUUUGAACCUAUUUCUCGUCAAGGUACCGGCAUGAGUGGAGAGGCGCCUUCAGUGACUAAUGUAGGCGAGGCUGGUAGUUUCUUUCCAACCUCUGCUGGCGGCGGAAUGAAGGCUCAAGAUGACCUGUGGUCACCUAUGACUCAUGCUGCUCAGGCGAAGACGGCUGGACAGCCCGAAGUAUCCAUGUCGCCUGAUCCAGAGACCUCCGUGCCCCCUCAAAACUCGUUGCUUGCAUUCGCAGCUGCUCAGACCCUUCCAGUGUCACCACCAGUAUCGCAGGAUCCUUUCGGGGCAAUGGCAUUCCCCGCUAUAGACACGCCUCCUGUCACGAAAAUGGACUUUGACUCUGCUUUCCAAGGGUUUUCUACUGGAGCGUCGUCCAAAGGUUUCAGCGCGGAUAGUGUCAAAUCUGCCGAAGCCUUUAGUGAAGCAUUUCCUGAUAUUGACGUGAUUAACAGCUCAGAUUCAUCCAAGGCCAAGCGCGUAAGUGCAUUUGGCUUUGACGAUGAUUUUGCGAGCUCGCCCUUCAGCCAGACACUGGAGAAGAGCAAAGAGGAUGAGGAGUUCCCCCCGAUUGUCGAGAUAGCCCACGAUGACGAUGAUUCAAGCGAUGAUGACUCUGAUAGUGGCGACAAUGACACUUUUGUCCAGGCAAAGAGCUCAGUCACGUCACCUGAACCGUUCCCUGUUGCUCCCUUUCUUGCUGUGGAGAAUGCCUCGAUUACGGCUUCAGAAACACAGGCUCAACAGAGUGGAGCCGAAUCAUCAGUCGCUACAACCGUACCAGCUGUUGCUCCUAUCUCGACUGGGCCUAAGAAGCUGACAGCGGCUGAUUUCAGUGAAUUUGAGUCAUCCUUUGAUGGCGGGGAAGGUGACGAUUUUGAUUCAGCCUUCAAGGGCGUGGAGUUUACAACGCCCAAAAAAAGCAGCGGAGCAGUUGGAAAGAUUUCUGGAUUUGAUGAUAGCUUUGAUUUUAAUGCAUCAUUCGAAGAUCCAUUCGGAUCGUCGUCGGCGUUUAGAGAUGCAAAUAAUACUAAUGCACAAGGACAAGCAGCAUCAAAGACGACUUCAUCGGGCGCUUUUGGGCCUGUAGAUUUGGAUGAAGCCUUCGGCGGAUUUGGAGUUUCUUCAUCGUCAGCCGGUGCUUCCUCGCAGCCUGCUACUGCCGGAGCUGGCAAACCUGAAGAUACGUUCAGUCAUGGAUUUGAUGAUUUCGAGGCUGAAUUUGCGUCUUCCAGCUCAUUCCCUGCUUCAUCCGCAGCUCCUGCGACGGUAGCUCUUCCACCUCGACCAGUAUCAGCGACACCUGACCUGCCUCCAUCUACAGCGGCACCUAAUACACUUGACUCUAGUGCAACAUCGUUGCCAGCACCACCUGCAGUACCGUUGGUAGGUGUUGAUGAGCUGAUCAAUAUGGGCUUUACCCGUCAACAGGCCGAGGACGCUUUGUUAAGAUAUGACACUGUGGAACGGGCAGCCAACUUUUUGCUUGGGGGACAAUAGAGGAUAGUAGGUUAUGACCGCUCGAUAGAUAAUGAUAUGAUAUGAACAUGAUACGAAUCAAAUAUGAAACGACAAAAUGAUUACAUCUACAGCAAUCCGUGAGGAAAUAUGGAGGUUGAACUGAUGAAAUAGGAAAUAAAUAUUGUAACAAGCAAGCCUAAU
Messenger RNA from Lobosporangium transversale, 4224 nucleotides. RefSeq lists its product as hypothetical. Bases 211 to 4062 code for a protein of 1283 amino acids. Gene Ontology annotation, biological process: endocytosis; endosomal transport. Lineage: Eukaryota; Fungi; Mortierellomycota; Mortierellomycetes; Mortierellales; Mortierellaceae. Gene Ontology annotation, cellular component: plasma membrane; cytoplasm. The transcript has 7 exons. Gene Ontology annotation, molecular function: protein binding; calcium ion binding. The record is from RefSeq and is a predicted model, not a curated record.